Molecule: messenger RNA, 519 nt
Organism: Diaporthe amygdali
Lineage: Eukaryota; Fungi; Ascomycota; Sordariomycetes; Diaporthales; Diaporthaceae
Exons: 1
Coding region: 1-519 (172 amino acids)
Source: RefSeq, a predicted model, not a curated record
AUGGGGCUGUCCCCGUCUGCCCGAGACUUUGUCUGGUUACCUGCGGGGCGAAACCCUACUGUGGUACUGUCGAGCACAGUUAAGCUUCCAGCAACCUUACUCGACCUGGCCGAGGAUCACUAUCACUCUGCAGAUCUCCCGCCGGGCUGUGUGUUCGUCACAUCUCCUUCCUCUCUCCCAACUUACUCGGUGCUGUCAGAGCAACCCUAUCUGAACACAGGGCUCCCCCGUGCUCAUCGCAUGAUGCUCCGUCCCAUCAUGUCGACUGGUGGCGUCCCUAGCUGCCAGAGCCUCAACGUCCCGACCACGGCCAUGCCUGUCCACAUGCGCCAAGCGGCCGACCUCUUCCCUUUCUCGUCCUCUGUCGCGCGCCUCGCCCACCACCCUGCCUUCUGCCUCCCCAUGCUCCCCUGCCCUGCCGCACCGCACACGUUCGGGGACGGCAGGGCAGUCUCAGGGGACCUCGUCUCACCAUCCCUGCCACCCAUCAAUGCCCAGGGCACGUAUGAUCGGCAUUGA